AUGGCGCCUCCCGGGAAGCCAAACAAAGAUAAGCGCAAGGCGAAGACGUCCAAGCGUCUCACAGCGAGCGCGCGCGUUGACCUAGAGAUUACCGAACUCGAAGAAAUCAUAGAAGAGACGAAACCAAAGCCCGGUGAGAAUCCGCUCGCGGUGACGCCGCGGAAGAGCAGCGAUGGCGCAAACGAGAUGUCACUCACGGGCGUUCGUAAAUUCAUCCAUCUACCGCUGUCGUCAUCGACGAAAUCGGCGUUGAAGGAGUGUAAGUUUAAGGAGAUGACGGCGAUACAGCGUGCGACGCUUCCGCACGCUUUGUGCGGACGGGACGUGUUGGGGGCGGCGAAGACGGGGUCGGGGAAGACGCUCGCGUACGUGAUACCUUUGGUAGAGUUGCUGUGGCGGAAGAAGUGGGGGCGGCAGGACGGCGUGGGAGGGAUCGUGAUAUCGCCGACGCGGGAGCUGGCGAUUCAGAUUUUUCAGUGUUUGACGCGCGUCGGGGCGAGACACAGCAUGUCGGCCGGGUUGUUGAUCGGUGGUAAGGACGUGAGUGAGGAGGCGAACAGGGUAAAUAAGAUGAAUAUCUUGGUGUGCACGCCGGGGAGAUUGCUGCAGCACAUGGACGAGACGCCGCUGUUUGAUUGCGUCGGGUUGCAAAUGUUGGUCCUGGACGAGGCGGAUCGCAUGUUGGAUUUAGGUUUCGCGAAGACGCUGAACGCGAUCAUAGAGAAUCUCCCUAAGAAACGGCAGACACUUUUGUUCAGUGCAACGCAGACGAAGAGCGUAAAGGACCUAGCGCGUCUUGGGUUGAAGGAUCCCGAGUACCUCUCUGUGCACGCGGAGAGCGUGCACGCGACGCCGCCAAAGUUACAGCAAAUGUACACCACGUGCGCCUUGGAGAAGAAGAUUGAGGUGCUUUGGUCGUUCAUCCGCACGCACUUGAACGCGAAGACGCUUGUGUUCUUUUCCAGUUGCAAGCAGGUGAAAUUCGUGUACGAGAUUUUCAAGCGCAUGCGACCCGGGGUACCGCUGCAGUGCAUUCAUGGACGCUUGAAACAGGCUCGACGGCAAGGCGUAUUUUACAACUUUUGCAACUCCAAGGAGACAGUGUUGUUCGCCACCGAUGUCGCCAGUCGCGGAUUAGACUUUCCAGCUGUGGACUGGGUCGUCCAGGCGGAUUGCCCGGAGGAUGUCGCGACGUACAUUCACCGCGUGGGGAGAACGGCUAGAUACACCGCCGCCGGAAAAGGUUUGCUGAUGCUCACUCCCGGCGAGUCUCACUUCGUGAAGGAGCUCGAGCAGGCAAAGGUACCGCUGAAACCGAUCAAAAUAAACCCCAAGAAGCAGUCGUCUCGUAUUCAGAGCUCUAUGCAAGGACUACUCUCGAAGGAUUCGGAUCUGAAGUACUUGGCGCAGCGUGCUGUGGUUUGCUACCUGCGUUCUGUCCAUCUGCAGAAGAACAAAAAAGUUUUCGACGUCAAAUCCAUCGAUGUCGACACUUACUCGUUUUCCAUGGGGUUACCUAACGCCCCGCGAUUGCGAUUCUUGCAGCAAGGCAAAACCGAGGGCGGCGAAGAGGGCUCGUCCGAGGACGAUGAAGAUGACGAAGACGACGUCAACCCGGCUGGUCGUGAUGAGAUGGAACAUGACGACGACAACGAGUCCUCUGACGACGAUUCCGACGACGACGACGAUUCUGACGACGACGAAGAUGACUAUUCCGAGGAGGAUGAAGAUGACGAAGACGCGCCGGUACGACCAAAGGAGGGCGUCAUUCAACGCAGAGGCGGUGGCAGGUUCGGCCUCGUCGUUGAGCAAGGCGACGAUGACGAUGAUGAUUUCCUCAACGUGAAACGUGCUGAUCACGCCCUCGGAGAUAGCGACUCCGAAGACGAGAAGAAGUAUGACGCCGACUCGAAGGCUGCGGACAUCGCGCGUAAGCGUGCUCUCAAGGGUAAACUUAAGAUAAAGGAUGGCGGGCAUGGCGCGAACAAGCGCUUUGUGUUCGACGAAGACGGUACCACAAUGGCACCGCUUGCGGCGCUCGGAGUGAAGAGUGGUGUCGAAGACGUGAGCGCUCCGGGCGAGAACCUGCGAGCGGCUGUCAAAGCACGAUACGCAGAGGUCGCCGCUGAGCGGAAAGAGGCCGACAGAGUCGACAAGGGUCGCGAGAAGGCGCGCCUUCGAGAGAGCAGACAGCGCAAAAAGCAAAAGCUUAAGAACGCCGAGGACGAGGCAGAAGGCGCCGUGGCCACCCUGGGAGGAGGCUCGGAGUCCGAGUACGAAUCCGAAUCCGAAGAGCCGCGCGAGGUACCUCGUAAGAGAAACGUGAUCGAUCCUGCCGUCGCUGGCAUGGCGUCGACCAAUCUGGAAUCACUCGAGGCACGCGCACUUCGUUUGCUCGAAUCGUAG
This is a messenger RNA of Ostreococcus tauri, 2406 nucleotides long. RefSeq names its product Helicase, C-terminal. NCBI's taxonomy places the organism in Eukaryota, Viridiplantae, Chlorophyta, Mamiellophyceae, Mamiellales, Bathycoccaceae. Gene Ontology annotation, cellular component: nucleus. Bases 1 to 2406 code for a protein of 801 amino acids. The record is from RefSeq and is a predicted model, not a curated record. The transcript has a single exon. Gene Ontology annotation, molecular function: ATP binding; nucleic acid binding; RNA helicase activity. Gene Ontology annotation, biological process: rRNA processing.